AGGUAGAUACAGGCAAACUAUAAGCGUUAAGAGGGACAAAAGAUGGCAGGGGGAGGGGGGAUGGUAACUUCUCUUCUUCUUUUUUCAUUUGACCUGUUCCGCUUUGUAUCGCUUCUUAGAUCCUCCUCCUCUGAGUCCUCUCUUCUUAUCCACACACUUUCCUUUCAAUAGUACUCUGUCGAAGGCCGCUCCAUGGUCACCGAUAACGCCAGGAACCCCGCGCCAAGACCGGGACCAAGACACGCUCACAACACCGCCGCGUCAACUCGUGCCCGGCGGGAGGCUUUCCUUCGCCACGCUCCUCCACCAUGGCCACCGCCCUCGCCAGGCCCAUCUCCUUCACCGACAUAGGCUUGAACGACCAGGACCAGGACGGCAAUUCAGCGCUGCUAGAGCUGGAUCGAGGUCUGAAGUCCACAAGAACUGGAGAGCAAUGUGAAGCCAUAUCAAAGUUUCCAGCACUGUUUGAGAAGUACCCAUUUCCCAUCUUGAUAAACUCUGCUCUGUUGAAAUUGGCAGAAGUUUUCAGGCAGGAAACACCAGGAAGCAACUUUGUCCGUGUGUGUGUUGUUGAGGUGGUGGAGUCAUGUGGAAGGCACUUGGACAAGCUCAUCAAUGUGGAUGAGUUUUUGCGUCGCAUAACAACUGUCAUGCAUUCCAAUGACCCUCUGGCACGAGCGCUCACCCUGCGCACCCUGGGCUGGAUGUCUGGUGUGGUCGGGGAGAACAGAAGGGUGCAGCACCUCAUCCGUGAAGCCCUCGAUGCAAAGGAAUCUGUGGAACUUCAAGCUGCUAUCAUGGCAGCUGAAAAAUAUGCUGCCAAGUCAAAAACAUUUGCCAUGAAUAUGUGUGAUAGACUCAUCCAUAUGAUAGGAGGACUGGCAACACCUGUAGAUGUGAAACUCCAGCUGAUUCAGGUUUUUCAGCACAUGCAUCACGAUGCUGAAACAGCUGCCACAGUAAGAAGCCUGUGUCUGGAAUUGCUAAAAGAGUAUCCGACCCAGCGUGUGGUGAUCACAACCCUGCACACCCUCACCCAGCUGGCAGCACACAUUUUGGUGGACAUCCCCCAGCAGGUGGACCUGUUGAUCGGUAACCUAGAAGGUGAGGCUCGGUUAGGCGUGCGUCAGGCCGUGCUGGGUGAGCUGGGAUUCUUAGCUGAGGCCGCUCCACAUGCUUGGUCUGCUGAUAACGUGGAGACACUGGUCAAAUUCACCAAAAUGCCCCACCAUAGCCCUGCCAUGACAACCACUUCUUUAUCAGUGCUGGCCUCCCUCACGGCAGCUCCAACACUCCCAAGGAUAACAUUGACCCCAGAUUGUGCCUUGGUUGAUCUUUGCCGUGAGUGUGUGUAUGACAGCAACAUCAAAGUUGCUUGCAGAGCCCUUCAACUGUUCACCAACAUUGCUGUGUACAUGUAUGAGGAACAGAAAACACUCCAGUUGUGCGAGGAAGCCCACUGUGCUGCAAUCAACCUUCUACAGAGUGUGUUUAGUUCAUCACAGCAAGAGGACCUUUCAAGUCCUACCUCAGAAGAGUACGUACCACCUGGCCUGCGGUCCUGUUUGGUGUGUGCUGUGCUGCUCUCUCAGACCUUGCCCACCAUCAUGAAUGACCUGGCUGUCACCCUCACCCACACACUCUCUGAUAACACUCUCACAGUUUGCAGUUGUCAGCUGGUGUGUGAGACAUUAGCAUCUCUUGGAGGAAGCCGAGAUGUUCUCACACCUCACCUCCCUCCUGUAUUGAAGUUGGUUCAGAAACUCACUUUGGAGGCCCCUCUUAAUGCACAUAAAACAAAGUUAAUGGUCACAUUAGUGACCUUGGUACUACAGGUGUUCCAUGGUCAUGUGUGGUCAAACCAGGCUGAGGCUGCUGUGGUGGCAGCCAGCAAGUGUGUGAACCAGUGGGCAGCUUUUUGUAUAGCACGGCAAGCAUCAAGAUAUGGCCAUCACAACAUUGCCGCUGGCUUGUAUGGGGUGCUGAGUUGGCGGGUGUGCUCAGACCAGCAGCACUUCUGGGUGUCUGCCCUUGCUGAAGUGAGUCAAGGUGAAGCCUAUCCAGCGACCUCUGGAGACAGGGCAGACAACCUCACUGCUGCCAACACUCACCUCCUGCGAGCACUUUCUGCCCUCAAGGCAUCAAGCUCGCCAAACCAACCUAUGAACUUUUGCCAAGAAUAUGUGAAGCUUCGUGCAGAAACUUUCAUGUGCCACGCCCAGCUUCUCCAUGCCUGCCUAUCUCUGCGCACAGCUCCACCCCCAGCCAUUGCAGCAUCCCUGGCCACAUCAACUCGCGAUGAUCUUCUCAGGUGUGGGAGAGUGUCACAGCAACUCACCAAGUCAGCCAGAGAUUUCAACACUUUGGCUUCACAAUAUGGAACACUUUACCAAUCUGUGUUUGAUGCUGACCCUCAGACAUUGUGCAACUUGGCACUUCUGCAACAGGGAGCUUUACUUGUGGCUCAGGGGAUUGAAAUUAUUACAAGGCCCUCAGCAGGUCAAUUAACAGAAGAUUAUUCUGGUCCUGAUCUCACUACAAUAACCAGUAAGCUUGGUGGAGGAGAGUCUAUUGAAACACAGUCCAUAAUAAGUACAUUAGAAGAAGCCACAGCCCUUGUCCGCAGGCUGGCUCAGGUAUCCUGUGAAGUUAAACCAGUAAGAGAACAGCAUCUGCAACUGCUUCAAGGCAUCUCUCAAGUCUUGACAAGCGUGCCGCUGCCGUACCCUCGUUUCUUUUUCCAGACCCUCCAGAAGACCACCAUAACACUGGCUCUCCUUCCACAGCCACGUGCACCAGGAGACCCCAUUUCUGUUCAGACAUCAUCACAGCUUGCGCUAAAGGUGGAAGGUGUUAUUGGUCAUGGCAAGAGACCAGGUCUGUUUCGAUCUGUGCGGUCUGUCACACUUACAGUUAAUUCCAGCCUAACAAGUCGCCCUCAGCACAGCACUCUGGAUUUAAAGAGUGAGCCCAAUGAGACCUUAACGCAGACUGUGGAGCCUCACAAUGACUUCUUUGCUGCACAGUUCCUGUUAGGAUUCCCAAUACCUGGAAUGUACCAAGUUAGUGUGGACACAUCAGUCACUGAUGACUCGGAUGAUGCCUGGCAAACAGGACCACGUCACACACUCCACGUCAAAUCUCAGGAAGACCCUGCCAGCAAGACAAAUGUAUCCCAGGUUUCCCGUCAGGUGCCGCCAUCCCAGUAUGCUCCCUCCACUUCACAGGUUGCACCAGGUCCUCCACCUCCAGGCGUCGGCGUUUUGCCUCCCAGUCAGACUGGAGCUAAUACAUCAUCACUUCCUCUGCCACAGUAUAAUAUACCCAGACCAGGUACAUAAACAGAUGUAAACAAAGAUCUUAAAAAAGUAAAAUGCACCACCCUGAGGCUCCCCACUGUAAUCAGUCCCCAAUGAUAGUAUCAACAGGGUAAUGAUAAAUCACCAGAAAGCAUGUUACUAUGUUCCCUUUGGAAAAGGUCUUCCUCACAGCCAUUUGGCAGCGCCACUGUCAACCAAUGACAUAUUCCCCACAAGAACUAUAGUGAAGCCAAAUUGUCGAGUCCGUUUGGGCGGAGGCUCCCGCGGGUCCAUUUCUCCCCUCUGCUUAGCCACAUAGUCCCAACACCUAUCUCUUCCUCUCAUAUGUAAGGUAAAGGUAACAUAUGAUAGGAAAAAAUAGUGUUGGGAUUGUGUUGCAGAGCGGAGGGGAGAAAUGGACCAGCAGGAGCCUCCGCCCAAAUGGACUCGACAAUUUGGUUGGACUAUAAUGCGAGUUCAAUCCCCGCCCGGUGCCACCAAGCUGGGAUUUUUCAGCCGCCGCCGAGUGGCUUAAAACUACCCACAUGCUGUCCAGAAGACCACCUAUCAACCCGGACUCUAGAUUCUAGGAUUAAAGAUGAGCUCCAGGAGGGCAGCUUGAGCCAAUGCAAGAUGGCGCCACUAUAAACACUCGCCUGCGCCAGAACGGGCUGGGCCGACCAUCAGGACCCACCGGCAAGAAGCCUUGGGCCGACCAUCAGGCCCCACCGGGAAAAAAAGCCUACCAUUUAUAAGAUCUUUGAUGCAAGUAACCCGAGAUUAUGUACAUUUUCAUCAUGUGUUGUCUCCCAUCAUGUCUGUCUGCAUUACCUGGUGUAUUUGCCAACCAUCUUUACAAGGAAUAAAUAAAUUCCAAGA
Messenger RNA from Eriocheir sinensis (Chinese mitten crab), 4178 nucleotides. RefSeq names its product integrator complex subunit 7-like (gene INTS7). The record is from RefSeq and is a predicted model, not a curated record. Gene Ontology annotation, cellular component: integrator complex. The transcript has 19 exons. Gene Ontology annotation, biological process: snRNA 3'-end processing. Bases 309 to 3341 code for a protein of 1010 amino acids. NCBI's taxonomy places the organism in Eukaryota, Metazoa, Arthropoda, Malacostraca, Decapoda, Varunidae.